AUGAAUAGUUUAUACGCAACAAUGCUUAUGCCAAUGGGUUCAGUUACAUACCAUCUACUAUUCAUGAUCAAUUCUUCUUUAUUUAACAUCCUGGAUUUUCAUCACUUAACAUAUAUUCAAUUAUUUUUCUUUUUCGGGUGUGGUCAAAAAGGUUUUUUGAACAUUUUUUUAGUUGUUGUUGUUUGUUUAACAGGAUAUUUUUUUGAAGGAAAGAAUCCUUUAUAUAUAUAUAUAUAUAUAUAUUUAUUAUUAUUAUUAUUAUUAAACAUAGACAGCCUCCUUUUAAAUAUCUAUAAAAAUAUUUAA
Molecule: messenger RNA, 306 nt
Organism: Phytomonas sp. Hart1
Lineage: Eukaryota; Euglenozoa; Kinetoplastea; Trypanosomatida; Trypanosomatidae
Source: the annotation of a GenBank genome assembly